Cydia amplana is the source of this 1553-nucleotide messenger RNA. Its product is annotated as solute carrier family 22 member 3-like. The transcript is spliced from 7 exons. Lineage: Eukaryota; Metazoa; Arthropoda; Insecta; Lepidoptera; Tortricidae. The record is from RefSeq and is a predicted model, not a curated record. The coding region runs from base 30 to 1532 and encodes 500 amino acids. Gene Ontology annotation, cellular component: membrane. Gene Ontology annotation, molecular function: transmembrane transporter activity. Gene Ontology annotation, biological process: transmembrane transport.
GUGAUGGUGAUAAUUUUAAUAAAUUUGCAAUGGCGAACCCCCUGUUAGGAAAAUUGGAUUUAGACGAUGUUUUGGUCAAGUUUAAAGUGUACGAUCGUUAUCAUGGAGUGGCACUAAUAUCUCUGACUGUGGCACUCAUGUUCGAAUUUGUAUGGUAUUGUAAUCAUGUCAUUGUAGCUGAGAAAGUGGGGUACAGGUGUAAGGAGCCAACUAACAUAAGUGAAAGCUCAAAUAAUAGUUAUAUACCGAAUCCAACAGUAGAAUGGUGCAAAAAUCCUGAGGCGUGUCCGGAAUGGGUGUAUGAUAAUCCAGACAGUUUUGUUGCUGAAUUUCAGUUGGCAUGCCAAGACUGGAAGAGAACUUCAGUCGGGAGCAUGCACAUUGUAGGAUACAUGUUUGGGGUUCUCAUUAUUGGACCGUCGUCUGACAGGUUCGGCAGGAAAACCCUGGCUAUAGUAACAUGCGUAGCAGGCGGGACGCUGGGAUGCAUGAAAAGUUUUGUCACGUCAUACUGGCUAUACGUAGCUCUAGAGUUUAUGGAAGCGGCAGUCGGUGACCCUAUGUCUCCUGUAUAUAUGCUAGCUGUAGAAAUGGUGGCAACCAAGUCACGGGUCAUAUAUUCGACUACAUUCAUGACGGGUCUUGGUAUAGGAGGAAUUAUAUUCUCCAUUGUUUCUUGGCUGAUUCCCUACUGGCGAACAUUGCUGAGGGUCAUAUACGCGCCUGGACUACUCGCCAUAUUUUUCGUCUACUUACUUGAUGAAAGCCCAAGGUGGCUACUAACCAAUGGAAAGAAGGAGGAAGCUCUGAAAAUAAUAAAAAAAGCAGCAAAACGAAAUAAAAUGAAAAUAGAAGAAAAUUUAAACAAUAUAUCUUAUGAAGUUAACAAAGGACCCAGCUUUGCUUCAGUAAUAAAAGACACGUUUACAUCUAGAUCUUUACUAAAGCGAUUUUUCGUUUGUGGCAUAUGGUGGGCGUCAGCCACUUUUGUUAAUUUUGGAUUGAUUGUUAAUUCUACGUUAUUAGGAGGCAACAAGUAUAUAAAUUUUGGACUCUCAGCUGCAAUGAAAAGUUUGGGAAUUCUAUUUUCAGCAUACAUAAUUGCAAAGUAUCAUAGAAAAGGCCCUUUAAUAUUCUGCUUCGUGGCUUGCGCCAUCCUUUGUACUGGACAACCGUUCUUACCAAAAUAUCUUUGGCUCGAGAUAACCAACUACAUGGUGGGCUUACUUUUAUCGUGUGCAAAUUUUUGCAUCAUCUACUUAUUCACCUCUGAACUUUUUCCUACUCAGUCAAGAAACUCCAUGCAUGCGUUGUGUUCGGCCGUCGGAAGGAUAGGCUGUAUGUUAGCACCACAAACGCCAUUAUUGAUGGCGUACUGGUCAGGUCUGCCAACACUGUUGUUCGGGGUGGUGUCCCUGAUCGCCGGACUCGCCACGCUGCUCGUGCCGGACACCGCGGACCAGAGUCUGCCGGACACGGUCUACCAGGCCGAAAAAAUUGAGGCUAAAAUCUUGACAGAAAGUCGGUCUUAGUAUAAAAUUGUGCACGUUUAA